AAUGUAAUGGGAUGUCACCUUUCAUUUAUUGCGGCCGCUAAGUUCAUUGGAUCUAUUCGUCGGGAAUAAUCAACUGAGAAUGACCGAAAAAGGGCCAGUCGCCAUGAUAGAUCCCUCUCAGCUCCUCCGUCCGGAGGCAGCGUUCACUGACAAACCGAUCAACGCCUACCGAGACUACUCGAUCGAUGAGUCGGAUCCCAUCAAGGAACGCGUGCGCAGGACCUAUUAUGAAAUGCACACUAAAAUGACCGUUGAUCUUGUAAAGGAGAAACGUGAAAAGUGGAUGAAGUUCAACCACUUCAAGGCAACGGUCAAGGAGGCCCUCAUCAGAUUGAACGAGCUGGUCGACGAGUCAGACCCUGACCUGGACCUGCCCAACAUCGUGCACGCGUUCCAGACCGCGGAGAGGAUCCGCGAAGAUCACCCUGAUCAGGACUGGUUCCAACUCACUGGUCUCAUCCACGACUUGGGCAAGAUUAUGGCAUUGUACGGAGAGCCGCAAUGGUGUGUCGUGGGAGACACCUUCGCCGUCGGCUGCAAGUGGGCGGAGUCCAUCGUGUAUGGUUUGGACAGCUUCAAGGACAACCCCGAUACUUACAACCCAAAGUACAACACCUUAUACGGAAUGUACAAGCCCAACUGCGGUAUCGACAACGUGCUUAUCUCUUGGAGUCACGAUGAGUAUUUGUACCAAUUCCUGAAGCACAACAAAUCCACUCUGCCUGAAAAGGGUCUGCUGAUGAUCAGGUACCACUCCUUCUACCCAUGGCACAGCGGCGGUGAGUACCAGCACCUCAAUAGCGAAAAGGACAAGGAAACCAUGAAGUGGUGCAAGGAGUUCAACAAAUACGAUCUGUACACCAAGUGUGAGACGAUUCCCGACAUCGAAGCGCUCUGGCCCUACUAUGAGAAGCUCAUCGACAAAUAUAUUCCUGGAGUAUGUGAAUGGUGAAAACUGUCUUGGCAAUAUACGUUAACGCAAAAUUAGAAAAUUAAAAAAAAAUUAUAAA
Molecule: messenger RNA, 1010 nt
Organism: Zerene cesonia (dogface butterfly)
Lineage: Eukaryota; Metazoa; Arthropoda; Insecta; Lepidoptera; Pieridae
Product: inositol oxygenase-like
Exons: 7
Coding region: 80-952 (290 amino acids)
Biological process (GO): inositol catabolic process
Cellular component (GO): cytoplasm
Molecular function (GO): inositol oxygenase activity; iron ion binding
Source: RefSeq, a predicted model, not a curated record